AUGAAAUCCAUUAUAACUUGGUUAGCGAUCAUCACCAUCAGUCUGACCUUCACAGUACAAACUUAUGCGAAGAUCGACUUUGAAAGCGCAAGAGGAAUUUGGCUACUCGACGAAGGUAAAGGUGAUAAAAUUAACGAUAUUUCUGGAAACGAGAACCACGGUGAACUCCAGGGCGGAAAAUGGGUCAAAGGACAAGAUGGUUCUGCCCUAAGUUUAAACGGACAAGAUGAUCGGGUUAUCAUUCCAGACUCCGACAGUAUGUAUCUGGAAAAGGCGUGGUCAAUCACUUCAUGGGUGUAUGUCAACAAAUCCGAGAACGGUUAUGGACAUAUUCUCGGUAAAAGACCCGCGGGGGGUACAGUGGCAAAUUAUGCCUUCAGGACAAACUCCACCGGCACCGGCUGGGAAGCUUACUUUUCGCGAGACGGUUGGAAAGGUGCUUGGAAUCAAGGACAGGUAAAAAAAGAUGAAUGGUUGUAUAUGACCGCAACUUAUGACGCAAAGGAUACCAUCAAGAUUUACGAAAAUGCUGAGGAAAUCGGUUCUGUUGGCGGGAUGGGUAAACCGGGUCCUCAGAAUGACACGGAUGUCAACAUCGGCGGUUGGACCAACAAUACCUCAGAGACACUUAACGGUAUGCUUAUGAGGGUCGCAAUUUUCGAUUCCGUACUGGAAGUAGAAGAUAUAGAGGAGCUGAUGGACAAGGGACUCCUGACACUACUGCCUGUUGAGCCUUCUGACAAAACUUGCUACUACAUGGGCAAACCUCAAAUCUCAGCAAUAGGCAAGGUAAACCGAUUGCAGCCGGUGCGUUACCUGAACGACUGGCUGCACUCAUUUUCGGAUAGUUGCUGUAAGAAUUGA
Geodia barretti is the source of this 864-nucleotide messenger RNA. The record is from the annotation of a GenBank genome assembly. Lineage: Eukaryota; Metazoa; Porifera; Demospongiae; Tetractinellida; Geodiidae.